This is a messenger RNA of Acyrthosiphon pisum (pea aphid), 673 nucleotides long. RefSeq lists its product as uncharacterized. The coding region runs from base 56 to 673 and encodes 205 amino acids. The record is from RefSeq and is a predicted model, not a curated record. NCBI's taxonomy places the organism in Eukaryota, Metazoa, Arthropoda, Insecta, Hemiptera, Aphididae. The transcript has 4 exons.
UUCAAGCAUUACACAACAUAGUAAUAUACCAUACCCAGAAAAAAUUGCUGAGCUUAUGGGAGAUGAAUUUUUGAUUAUUGUAACUUCUGCUGAUCAUAUGUGCAAGAACUGUACCUCACUUUUGACUCAUAUGGACAAGUUGGAAAAUGAUCUGAAACUUGUUAAAAAUGCAAUGUUGUCAUACAUACAAAAUAAAUAUGGAAUAUUGCCUCCUGAUCAGGCUGUUAAGGGUGUUGAGAUUGUCAAUGGACACAUAAUUAAGGCAGAGGAUCAACUAGAAAAAGUUCAGUGCGACGUACCUACUGGUCUGACAGUAGGAGUCUCCUCUACUGUAACUACUGCAGCUGUAGUUACUUCGGUUCAAACUCCAUUAAAGUUAUUAAAAACACAACAUCAGCAGCAACACCAACCACAUCAACAACAAAAACAAUUACCAACACAACAAGAAAGCACUAAAAAAAUGAAAAUAUACAAGUGCGGCAUUUGUACAUUCAAAUCGAAAGAGCUUGGUCAUGUUCAAUUCCACAUGCGCUCUCAUACGAACAAAAAGGAGUCUGAAAAACCUAUUCUUAAUCAAAAAGCGGCUAAAGCUAUAACUCCGAUUCCACCAUGCGCUCUCAUACGAACAAAAAGGGAGUCUGAAAACCCUAUUCUUAAUCAAAAAAGCGGCUAA